AUACGCAUCAGCACACAAGUGGAAAAGACGAGCUGGGAAAGUGAAAUUGAAUAAAACUUCCAAACAGUCAUCAGAGAAGGGCAAAGAUGAAGCAGAAUUUAUUGUCAGUGCUUUGCCUGUUACUUCUUUUGUGUCAUGCCCAUUUUUCAAUUGCCAAGAGAGGGGGAGGAGGGGGCAGCUCUGGGAGAAGCUCUGGCUCAAAGAAGCACACCCCAUCCAGCGGAGGCAGUGGCAACACUAAUACAAAUACAAAUACAAAUACAGGCAACAAGAAUACUCGGGGCUCCAGCUCUCAGGAUGGAAACCCCAGUCAGUCUGGCGGAGGAGGCAACCAUAAUCAACAUCCAUAUGGCUCCCCGUAUGGUGGAGAUUUCGGCAGCCAUGGUCGUUAUGGCAGCCAUGGUCGUUAUGGAAGCCGUGGUCGUUAUGGCAGCCAUGGUCGUUAUGGCAGCCAUGGUCGUUAUGGCAGCCAUGGUCGUUAUGGCAGCGAUGAUGGUUAUGGCAGCCAUGGAGGUUAUCCGGGUGGAUACAUGAACUAUAACCCAAACAACAAAAUCCUGAGCCCUCGCUAUGGUGGCAGCUUUGGUUACGGGGGUUAUGGUUAUGGAGGUGGCUCUCCCUUUUCCCGGUCAGUCCAGAAUAUGGGCAUCCAACCAUCUUAUAGAUCCAAAGGCUUUGGGCGCACUGCGGUGAUGGCAGCAGCUGGGGGGUCUGUGGCAGGAAUGGCCCUGGGCUACGGGUUAGGAAGGUUCCCACGUCCUCACUUCGACUUCCGUAGCCGUCAGGAGGAAUAUUACUACAACCACUACAUGUACAAGAAAUAUGGCUCCAAGUCUAACGAUACCAAUGACUACAGCAGAUACACGUACAGCAACCCCCCUGAAUCCUAUCAUAAGUACAUGGAUUCAUGCAUGACGACAAUCGUCCUUCUGCCUGUGGAGAAUUUGCAGUCAAACAAAAAAACAGCUGCCACUCCUAAAACUACUGCCGCUGUUGUCAUCCCAGCUCCAGACAACAACACAGAGAGCAACCCAACAGAGAGCAACAGCACUGCAGCAGGUAACUCCUCGUCCUCUGCACCUUCAACUCCUCGCACUUUGAAUCAGCCAGUUCCCGGUAAAACUACUGAUGAUGAUGAUGAUGAUGAUGAUGAUGAUGAUGAUGAUGACACAGUCAGCAUUGUGGAGAUCGGCUACCCAGAACUGAUCAAUCAGAUGAAGGUCAAGAAAUGUGUGGAGCGCUACAUGAGGUAUUCCCACCCGUUCUUGAUGAGAAUGACAGGAGGGGUGCAGGGACUGGAGAUGGGCUCACAAGGGCUGCUAGCCGUGGUCACCAGUACUAUACUGAUGCUAAUGAAUAGCAACAUGCUAAUGCUGCUGCACUGAAGCCUUCAUUAAGAAUGUGUCAAAAGAAUUCAACUUGAGUGGAUGUCAGUAGAGCACAUACUUUCGCCAAGAUCAAUUCAUAUUGAAAUCAGUUAGUUCCGGGUUUUUUUUAGGAACCACAUCAAGUUACCGUCAUUAGUAAUUAUCAGACACUUGAGUAUGCUGAUUUUUUUAAAAUCAAGAUCCAUGCAUUAUUUCUUGAGAGAUUAACGAAAAUGUUGAAAAAACACAUUAUCUCUCAAGCUUUAAGAAAGAAAUAAAGAAAUCUUGAUUUGGUCCCUUUUUACAGACCCGCUCCAAAAGUUUAUGGGGUCUAUUCUGGGGCAAGACCCACCCCUCAACCAAGUUUAGUGGAAAUCCGUUUAGCAGUUUUUGUGUAAUACUGCUGACAAACCAACCAACCAACAAACAUCCACUGGUAAAAACAUAAUCUCCUUAGUAAAGUGGAUUACGUAGAGAAAACGUACCUUUUUAGGCCUCUCUUCAUUCAUUGUGGAUAUCUACUUUAAAAAAAAAAAAAAAAAAAGGUUUUCUCAGUAUUCAGGCACCACAUCCUCAUGCAUGGGCUUGACUGGCACCAUAAAGCUGGUACACACACUGUAUUGCUUGUUUGAACCAUAUAUUCAAGGAAAGGAAUAGGAGAAGUUGGACUACUAGACAGACAUAAAUGUAGAGUUGCAACAAAUCGCUUUCCUUUUCCUCUUGUGAAAGAGAAAGGUUCCAUUAAUAAUUCAUAUAUAAUAAUAAAAUUACUUCUAAAGCACUUUUUGAAAUGCAAAGUUACAAAGUGGUUCACAUAAAGGAUAAAGUGUACAUAUCAAAACUCAGUGUAAGCAUGAGGAAUCUAGCAUAAGACCAAAUGUAAUUGAAAAACUGCUAGCAUGUAUAAAUAUAUCAACAUAUAGAAAUCAAUCAAUAUCAGCCGUUUAAAACAAACCAGAGAUUCUGCUUCCGAUUUGAUAGAAUUAGGCUGAUCCAAAGAUUCGACGCCACCACAGCAUUAACUGCAGUCUAAUACCCCGAGGUGAGGAAUCCGACCCAUUAAUAUCCAUUUAGACUCCAUUUAGACAAGCUCUCUCGCCAUAGAAGCAAGGCGUGGCCCGACUGCUGACUGAAAGCAUACGUCUCAAAUACAACUGAGAGUAUUGGCUGGUUUUUAACUGUUGGUGUUUAAUGCAUUAUCAAUAGCAGAUAUUCAAUCAGAAGGGUCUCUAUUUCUCCAAAUCUUCCGUAUAAGUAACUCUCAGCUCCUGCUCAGUUCUGCUCAGUGGUCAUGGUCGCCUCUCCAUACCCGGGCCUGCUGCAGUGUUCAGUAUUUUGUCAGUAUCUCAGGGUUUCCAUGGACCUGUUUGUGAUCGGAUAGCUUCAUUGGCUACAAAAAUGCAGAUGAAUGGUCUAGAUAUUAAUUCAAAUUAUACUCAGUGCUCCAUUAUGAUUUAAGGUCCUAAAUCAUAGUUUUGUUUAUGUCAGUGUAAGAAUUCUGGUGGUUGGCUGCAGCUUCUAACAAGGUUUGUCAGGAUUUGGCAACAUUAACUUAAGCUUGCUAUUGUUAGCCACGUCAGGACUGCUAGCUAGUGUUAGAAACAUUACUCUAUAAGUCUUCUAUUGCAAUUAUCAGGCGUUUACACUGUGCAGAUUAGUGUGUAAUGGACCGUAUCUACUUAUUUAUUUGUACCUUAAAGCAGAAAUGGACGUUUAUAAUACAAGGUCCAUUAAAAUCUGUACACUCAAAACCAAAUGACCGACUAUUAUAUCUGCAGGUACUUAUAUCUUAUUUGGAUAAUCAGUCUCUAAACAGACAAACAACAGUAUGCAUGUUCUUAUCUUAACACUCAAGUUACUCACUGUGGAAUCAAUGCAAUGCAAAGUGUGCUAAAGUGUAUGUUUGUUGUCCUAAAAGUAUUCCAUGUUCACUGCCAUGGCUUUUUACAGUGUGUUGUAUACCUUCUUAUGUGUUUUUAUAUACUUCCUUCCUUCUAUCUAACAUUUUACCUCUUUUUCACCCCUGUGGGGUAGCUCGGAACUGCGGAAGUGCUCUUAAAGUACAAGGCCCCCUGCCUGUUUAACAGUGUAAAGGUACUUUCUGGAGUUUUAAUAGCAAAUUUUCUACCUCACAACUCAUUAUUUUAGACCUUUUUUAAAAUGUGAACAUGUAGGAUGAUUUGUAAUCGCUUCCAACAUGCCCAAACCAACUGUUAUGUUCUCAUCCGUGUUUAUUAAAAACCCCUCCUUGAUAAUCUUUUCGGUAAACAAUAUGCCUCACCAUUAAAACCUUCCUCUUGAUUUGUCCAGAGUGACCACAGGGUCUAAAACCCAUCUAUUCACAUUUCACUGGCAACCACUAAACUGCAAUUACAACAAACACUUGUUGUUGACUGGAGAACAAUAUCUGUGACCAAAAAACACACAAAGUACCUUUAAUGUGUUGUUAUGUAUAUGUGGUUUUCUUGUGUCUGGCUGUUAAUGUACUUGAAAAUGUUUACGAAUGCCUUUUACUGUGAGAGAUCACAUUCACAUUUAAACACUUCAAUUUAAAUAAACUUCCUGACUAUA
Molecule: messenger RNA, 3938 nt
Organism: Acanthopagrus latus (yellowfin seabream)
Lineage: Eukaryota; Metazoa; Chordata; Actinopteri; Spariformes; Sparidae
Product: filaggrin-2-like
Exons: 2
Coding region: 87-1385 (432 amino acids)
Biological process (GO): protein homooligomerization
Cellular component (GO): membrane
Source: RefSeq, a predicted model, not a curated record